This is a messenger RNA of Cladophialophora bantiana CBS 173.52, 2055 nucleotides long. RefSeq lists its product as uncharacterized. The transcript is spliced from 4 exons. The record is from RefSeq and is a predicted model, not a curated record. The coding region runs from base 1 to 2055 and encodes 684 amino acids. NCBI's taxonomy places the organism in Eukaryota, Fungi, Ascomycota, Eurotiomycetes, Chaetothyriales, Herpotrichiellaceae.
AUGGUGUCGCCUGCGAGACGCGUGCUCGGUGACAGAGACCCCAACGCGCUCUUGCAUCAGCAACCCUCAAAGGUGUCAAACAGAGCCUUGCCACCCGCCAGUCCUGUCGCGCAACGAAGCUCUGCAAAGCGUCCUCUUCCCUUGGAGCACUCCCCAUCAGUUAGUCCUCGCGUUGGCCAGAAACGGAAGAUUGGAGCGGUACACGAUCAAGAACAAGCAGGGUCCCAAGAUACAGUGGUUACGGCCGCCCCUCUGUCGCCAACCACGAAGCUACUGAGCGACACACGGUCUGAAAAUGAAGACGUGCCAAUCUCGAUGGCCCAGAGCAGGUCGACACUGGACACUCUCCUUACCUCUUUCCGUGCAUCACAGGAAGAAUCGUCUCAAAUGGAGAGCGAAUUCCACAUCCACGACGAGCCGAGCCAGCAGACCUUGGAUAAGAUGCACGCCGUCACAUUCACUCAAAGUACACCUCAACUUGUCCCACCUCUGCGCCCGAACCUGGCCAAAGAAGCCUCUCAGAUCAGCUUAAGCAUGUCCAGCCUGAUCGACUUCGACAACAACCGCUCGUCGGAAGAUGAAGACAUGCAAAUGAUAGAAGAGCCCGAAACGGCCAAGGACCAAAAGCCCAAGACGGAGAAGGACGCCAGGAAGAAGAUGAUGCUCGAGAAAGCUGAAACGCUGCGGACUCGACUACAGCUCGCCCUCUACAAAAUUCAAACCAACCAGAUUACAAGACCAUUCGCGCGUCUUCAAGUUCCCAAAGUCACAUCUCCCCCUCCGCAGCUCACUAGGUCAUCUUCGUCCUCAAGAUCUUCGUCGACUGUGGGACCGAGCCCUGGACCAGAGAACGCAGCCGCGCAAGAGACACGAGUUGCCAUGGCCCGAGCUAGCGCGACCAUGGGUCCCAGACCGACUGUUAAGUGUCUCUCAAGCUUGCCAAUGCCAGAGAUAAUCCCAACAGCCUUCUCCGCGAGAUGGAAUCAUGAAGUCGAGCCACAGCAAGAGAGUCAGAGCCGCGAGGUGCACCCGCUGCCCAAGAUCGCCAGCAGUCCUCCUGUCUUGCAGGCAGACUACUCGGCGGGACACUUGACCGUGAGAGCGACCCAUCAAGACACCGAGCCUAGCACGCCCCUGCAGCUGUCCAGACCGGCGCCUAGUGGACACGGAGAUGAUGUUGAAGGGGACUCUGACCCCCGACGGAAGCAACUCCGAGGCGUCGGUCUCACUAGCAGUGUGAUCAAGGGAGAAGCUGCAAACAGCCUGCUCGAGCUUGUUCGAGGCCCAGCAAAUCUUUCAGAUUCUCUCGCCAUUAGCCACACGUCUACGUAUUUUCCGAAAAUCCACGACCGCCGACAUCUUGGAUACAAAGAACCCAUGGCGCAGUCCACAAGCCAACCGUCGCCAGCCCCCAACGGCGUCACGGAGCACAACUACAAGACCGACCCGUGCCGCAAAGUCGAAGUCGACCAGUCCGCCGCUUCCUCAGACCAUCUUGGAAUGUCAACAUUCGGACCUACUGCUCCCGCCCCCCGAACCGGUAACGCCCAGGUGUUUUUCCACUUGGGCCACACGGGCCUCGAGGUCGUGCCCAAGCCGUUCCCGGUGUGCAUCUCGCCCGGCAAGGGCGUCAUUGUCAGAGAAGGCCAUUUGCACGGGCCGUGGACGUGUGUUCGACAGCCGUAUCACAGCGACAUCGAUCGCUUCUGCCAUGAGGACAACGACAGCGACAAAAUACCACGAACAGUCACAUUCCCCGCUGAACCCAUCGCCGGUAUGCCCGAGCACAAGAUCCGGAUCGUGGGCUCGCGGGUGAUCGAGUUCUCAGUGCUCGAAGCCGCAGUGGAGCCAGCUCGCUUCGUGCGACUCCAAGUGAAGGCCCUGAUCGCCGCGGCAAACGACGAGUUCUGUCCCACGGGUGACACCGUUGGCGUGCCUAUUUGGAUCGGCGUCGACGAGGGCAGCCCCGAGAAUAUCUUUCGCGCGGUGCAUGGGACACACGGGGACGCGGCUUGGGAGGUCAGGUGUCAUGGCGGAGCUGUUGUGAGGUUCUAG